Capsicum annuum is the source of this 750-nucleotide messenger RNA. RefSeq names its product 3-oxoacyl-[acyl-carrier-protein] synthase II, chloroplastic-like. The record is from RefSeq and is a predicted model, not a curated record. NCBI's taxonomy places the organism in Eukaryota, Viridiplantae, Streptophyta, Magnoliopsida, Solanales, Solanaceae. Gene Ontology annotation, molecular function: 3-oxoacyl-[acyl-carrier-protein] synthase activity. Gene Ontology annotation, cellular component: chloroplast stroma. Gene Ontology annotation, biological process: fatty acid biosynthetic process.
CGUUAUAUUCACUUAAACAACAUAAUAUGAUACAAUAUAAUAUAUAAAUUAUCAAACAAGGUGUAACAACCAUGUAAAAAUUAUAUAAUAUGAAAAACGAUACAAUCUAUCCAAACGUUAUAUUCACCGAAACAACAUAAUAGAUACGAUACAAUACAAAUACAUAUUAUCAAACAAGGUGUAACAACCAUUCAAACAAAUACAUUUGUUUGUCAAAAUACAUUGCUUUAAAUGACAAAGUUUGAAACUUUUUAACUUCGUGAGGUUCUCUGUUUGUUUGUCUUUCUCUAAUUUGGAGUAAAAAAUAAAAUUGAAACUUUGGGUAUUUGAAGAGUUUUGUUAGUUGUGGCACAUAGAUCCAGAAUAUAUAUACAUAUUUUUCUCUUUAUAUUGUAUUUUUUUGCUUCAUUUUAAUGAUACACUUUUGAGUUUUACAUUGUUUAAUGUUAAAAAGAUUUGAUUUUUGAUUGGAAUAUUGAAUCAAGAAUGUCUUCAUUGAUUGUAACAUCAUGGGUGGUGUCUGCAUGCAUGUCUGGUGUUUGUGAAAAUGUGGAAAAAAAUGAGUCUUUUGGUAAUUUUAUGUUUAUUUCUAAGCAUAAUUGUAAAGUUGGUGGAAGAAAUAGGAAGAAAAUGAGAUGGGGUUUGGCUCAAUGUUCCAAGAAUGAUGGUUUUUGUUCAGUUUAUGGAUGGGAAAGUGGUAAUCUUGGUUGUUGGAGGAGUAAAAGAUUUAGUGGAAAUGGACAACAAGGU